This is a messenger RNA of Zea mays, 1130 nucleotides long. Its product is annotated as zinc finger protein ZAT5. Bases 462 to 989 code for a protein of 175 amino acids. Lineage: Eukaryota; Viridiplantae; Streptophyta; Magnoliopsida; Poales; Poaceae. The transcript has a single exon. The record is from RefSeq and is a predicted model, not a curated record.
GCCACCGUCCGACACGCGCAUGCCGCCCACCUGCACCUGCACCUGCCUGCGGUCCGCACGCCGCCACGCUGGUUGCGUGCGUGCAGCCGGCGGCCAUCCAGCCGAACCCCCCAACCAUAUCCUCCCCGGUCCACGUCGCGACGCGGCGCCGUGCGUUCCGGUGCCUUCCCCCCGGACCCGGAUCGGUGCUGCCUUCCGCCUCACGUCGGUCUCGGUCCACCAACCUGGCGAACACGUAAGCCCCGCGCGCAGCAGAGCACCCACCGCCGAGUCUUGCUUGGACGGACGGAGUCGGAGAGGAGACACAACAACCUAUAAAAGGGCGGCCGCUCUCUCUCUCACCCACACCACACCACCUCCGCACGAAAAACAUCACCGCAUCUUCUUUCCGAGCAGUACGUAGUACGUACGUAGCUGAAUUGCUGAAAAGAGAGGCGGAGAUCCGAUCCGACCGCGAAGAGAUGACUCACCCGAGGCCGGAUCAUGAGCCGGCGGGCGAGGUGUCGCUGGCGCUGGCGCUGAGCACGGACUCGUCCGGCGGCUCCGCGGGUGCCCCGGCGGCGAAGCGGGCGCGGCGGAGGGGCGCCGCGGCGGCCACGUCGGGGGAGGGGGAGUUCGUGUGCAGGACCUGCAGCCGCGCCUUCACCUCGUUCCAGGCGCUCGGCGGCCACCGGACCAGCCACCUGCGGGGCCGCCACGGCCUCGAGCUCGGCGUCGGCGCCAGGGCGCUCAGCCGGCAGCAGCACAAGCAUCAUCAGCAGGCCGGCGACGGCGGCGGAGGAGACAGGGAGCCGCUGGCGCAGCACGAGUGCCACGUCUGCGGGCUCGGCUUCGAGAUGGGGCAGGCGCUGGGCGGCCACAUGAGGCGGCACCGCGAGGAGACGACGACGGGCGCCGCCGACGCCUGGGUCUGGCGCGCCGACGACGCGCUGCAGCGGGCCCGCGGGGGCGCCGCCGACCCGCCCGUCUUGCUCGAGCUCUUCGCCUAGCUAGCUAGAUGAUCCGUAGCGGCGGCAUUGAUUAGUAUAUAAUCCACCCAGGACAUGUAAAUCUUCUUAGGCCCUGUUUGGGAACAAAGUUUUUGAAAACCACAGUUUUUGAAAUACUAUACUAUACUUUAGUUAUGACAA